AUGGAGUGCAUCCGGAUUCGUUUUGCUUUCAUCUUUGCUUGUCUUGGAUUGACUUUGGUUGUGAAAGCAGCCCCCUUCCGUGAUAGGAUAAAUGAUGCUCCUAAAGAAGAGUUGAGUGACAUCCUCCGCUUACUGCGUAUGUCAGAGUACAUCGACAAGCAUGCUGCUGCUUCCGAAGAAGCCGUUAACACCGACAGUACUCAGGCGAAAGAAGCCGGCAUUGUGCCGGGUUUGGAACAGCCCAACUUGUGGGUUGAGAAGGAGUCAGGUCUGGAUUCAGAUCAGGCAGCUGAUUUGGAGGCUGACUCUGGAGACGUCCACAGUGAGUUAAAACUACUGUUAAGAAAGCAAAAGGUGGCCGAGUUAAACGAAAAGGAAGAGUUGGUCCAAAACUUGUUUCAGAGCAGAAAGGACGUUCUGUUAGAAUCUAUCCAACCGCUCAUGAGUUCAGAGGUGACGGUCAAACCAGAUAUGUAUUCAGAGGCAAAGGUUAAAACAGUUAUGACGUCAAAGUCAGAGGUCAAACAAGUUAUGACGUCAAAGGCAGAGGUCAAACCAGUUAUGACUUCAGAGGCAAAGGUUAAAACAGUUAUGACGUCAAACCGAGAGGUCAAACAAGUUAUGACAUCAAAGGCAGAGGCCAAACAAGAUUUAACGUCAGAAAAAGAGGUUGAAACAAUUGAUGCGUCAAAGGUAGACAACAAACCAGUUUUAUUGUCAAAGGCAGAGCCAAAACAAGUUUUAAUUUCAAAGGCCGAGAAUAAACCAGCGGUGAUGUCAAAGGCAGAGGUCAAGCAAGUUUCAUCUUUAGAGGUUGAACCAGUCGUUAGGUCAAAGAUAAAGACCGUAUCUCAAACCAACGAGAAGGUUGAUAAACAGACAAGAAAUACUAACAUAGGAUCUUUGACCACGAGCAAACGUCAACCCCUUACUGAACACGAGAUCUUAAUGCAGUUAAUCAACUUCAUGGAUAUAGUCAACCAAGAGCUGGAGAAAACUGAUGUUACAAAAAGGAUUCAAAAAGACGAUUCAGCUUUAGGAAAUGAAAAUGAAAAUGACUAUCUGAAAGAGGAUGUUGAAAAAGUGAUCCAAUCGAGUAGGGAAGCUCCAGAAGAAAUGAUCCAAUCGAGUAGGGUAGCUCCAGAAGAAGUGAUCCAAGCGAGUAGGGAAGCUCCAGAAGAAGUGAUUCAAUCGAGUAGGGAAGCUCCAGAAGAAGUGAUUCAAUCGAGUAGGGAAUCUCCAGAAGAAGUGAUUCAAUCGAGUAGGGUAGCUCCAGAAGAAGUGAUUCAAUCGAGUAGGGAAUCUCCAGAAGAAGUGAUUCAAUCGAGUAGGGAAUCUCCAGAAGAAGUGAUCCAAGCGAGUGGGGAAGCUCCAGAAGAAGUGAUUCAAUCGAGUAGGGAAGCUCCAGAAGAAGUGAUUCAAUCGAGUAGGGAAUCUCCAGAAGAAGUGAUUCAAUCGAGUAGGGAAGCUCCAGAAGAAGUGAUUCAAUCGAGUAGGGAAGCUCCAGAAGAAGUGAUCCAAUCGAGUAGGGAAGCUCCAGAAGAAGUGAUCCAAUCGAGUAGGGAAGCUCCAGAGGAAGUGAUCCAAUCGAGUAGGGAAGCUCCAGAGGAAGUGAUUCAAUCGAGUAGGGAAGCUCCAGAAGAAGUGAUCCAAGCGAGUGGGGAAGCUCCAGAAGAAGUGAUUCAAUCGAGUAGGGAAUCUCCAGAAGAAGUGAUCCAAGCGAGUAGGGAAGCUCCAGAAGAAGUGAUUCAAUCGAGUAGGGAAUCUCCAGAAGAAGUGAUUCAAUCGAGUAGGGAAGCUCCAGAAGAAGUGAUCCAAGCGAGUAGGGAAGCUCCAGAAGAAGUGAUCCAAUCGAGUAGGGAAUCUCCAGAAGAAGUGAUUCAAUCGAGUAGGGAAUCUCCAGAAGAAGUGAUUCAAUCGAGUAGGGAAUCUCCAGAAGAAGUGAUUCAAUCGAGUAGGGAAUCUCCAGAAGAAGUGAUUCAAUCGAGUAGGGAAUCUCCAGAAGAAGUGAUCCAAGCGAGUAGGGAAGCUCCAGAAGAAGUGAUUCAAUCGAGUAGGGAAGCUCCAGAAGAAGUGAUUCAAUCGAGUAGGGAAUCUCCGGAAGAAGUGAUCCAAUCGAGUAGGGAAGCUCCAGAAGAAGUGAUCCAAUCGAGUAGGGAAGCUCCAGAAGAAGUGAUUCAAUCGAGUAGGGAAUCUCCAGAAGAAAUGAUCCAAUCGAGUAGGGAAGCUCCAGAAGAAGUGAUCCAAGCGAGUAGGGAAGCUCCAGAAGAAGUGAUCCAAUCGAGUAGGGAAUCUCCAGAAGAAGUGAUUCAAUCGAGUAGGGAAGCUCCAGAAGAAAUGAUCCAAGCGAGUAGGGAAGCUCCAGAAGAAGUGAUCCAAGCGAGUAGGGAAGCUCCAGAAGAAGUGAUCCAAUCGAGUAGGGAAUCUCCAGAAGAAGUGAUUCAAUCGAGUAGGGAAGCUCCAGAAGAAAUGAUCCAAUCGAGUAGGGAAGCUCCAGAAGAAGAAAUUCAAUCGAGUAGGGAAUCUCCAGAAGAAGUGAUCCAAUCGAGUAGGGAAUCUCCAGAAGAAAUGAUCCAAUCGAGUAGGGAAGCUCCAGAAGAAAUGAUCCAAUCGAGUAGGGAAGCUCCAGAAGAAAUGAUCCAAUCGAGUAGGGAAGCUCCAGAAGAAGUGAUCCAAGCGAGUAGGGAAUCUCCAGAAGAAGUGAUUCAAUCGAGUAGGGAAUCUCCAGAAGAAGUGAUUCAAUCGAGUAGGGAAGCUCCAGAAGAAAUGAUCCAAUCGAGUAGGGAAGCUCCAGAAGAAGUGAUUCAAUCGAGUAGGGAAUCUCCAGAAGAAGUGAUCCAAUCGAGUAGGGAAUCUCCAGAAGAAGUGACCCAAGCGAGUGGGGAAGCUCCGGAAAAAGUGAUCCAAUCGAGUGGGGAAGCCCCAGGGGAAGUCGUUCUUGAAGUUUCGAAUGUACAGGUCAGAGUAGAUUCGAUUGUUGGGAAUAAAAUCGUUCCAAGUGAAAAGGAACAUGAAUAUCUGAAGGAGAAAGCUACUGAAUUUAAAGAAAAUUUAACUGCAGAGUUGGAUGAGAUCAUUGCUGGAUCAAAGACAGGAUCUGAGAAGAGUUCCGUCAUGGACAUUAUUCUCAAUAAGAAGGUGCAGGACUUUGAAACUACCGAUGAGGGCGUCAGUGAAAAGGAGACUAGCCAGAAUGCUCAUGUUGAGGACUAUGAAUAUGCAAGGUGCAAUCUCCAAUCAAACAACUUUCUCUUCACGUCAUUGGCCGCCAAGAAUCACGUGACAGGCCAAAUUGUACUCAAGCAACGGAAAUCAGGCGGUGAGAUGGAAAUUAAGGCCAGUUUUUACGGACUGGACGUGAGUGGAGCGGUUGAGCAUAAACUGGACGUGCACGAGUUUGGAGACCUAAGCUACGGCUGUGACUCGGCCGGGCAAAGCUUCAGAAACACCGGUGCAGCUAAUUCCAAAACACGCCCCGUCGGUGAGCCCGAGGUUGGACUUGGACUUGUUCGACGGGACGAGGUUGGUAGUGUGCAGGUAGGCUGGACCAGCCACUCCUCGCUAGGCCUCAUGGGUACAGACUCCAUUGUUGGCAGGGCCAUUGUGAUUCAUGGAGCUACUCAAUCAGGUCAAAGUUCAGAGGGCACAUACGGUACCCGACUAGCUUGCUGUACUAUAGCAAGGUCAUCCGAUGCAACGCCAUGGGUUUAG
This is a messenger RNA of Asterias rubens (European starfish), 3711 nucleotides long. RefSeq names its product fibrous sheath CABYR-binding protein-like. Gene Ontology annotation, molecular function: copper ion binding; superoxide dismutase activity. Bases 1 to 3711 code for a protein of 1236 amino acids. The record is from RefSeq and is a predicted model, not a curated record. NCBI's taxonomy places the organism in Eukaryota, Metazoa, Echinodermata, Asteroidea, Forcipulatida, Asteriidae. Gene Ontology annotation, biological process: removal of superoxide radicals. The transcript has 6 exons.